This is a messenger RNA of Penicillium roqueforti, 582 nucleotides long. RefSeq lists its product as uncharacterized. The coding region runs from base 1 to 582 and encodes 193 amino acids. Lineage: Eukaryota; Fungi; Ascomycota; Eurotiomycetes; Eurotiales; Aspergillaceae. The transcript has a single exon. The record is from RefSeq and is a predicted model, not a curated record.
AUGUUGUUACCGUCUACGAACAGUUCCUAUACUUCCAGCGUCUCCUCCGAGCCGCAUCUCUCCCCAUACCAACAUCCGCCGACAUCCACUUUUUCAUUGAACUCCCGCCGAACCCCAAUGACUGUGAAGUACCCUCGCUUCUACUCGUCCCCCAUGGACCAAGAAACCGACGCCACCCCGGUACAAAUCUACGGCCUGGAGCAGCGAGAACCCUCCAUCCACAGGGGAUCCCCCAAACUGCUCAGUCGAGUCUCGCACGUCCUAGACGACAUCCGCGAAGACCUCGUGAUAGACGCUCACCAAACCACGGAGAAGCUCAAGCGGUACUCAACCAUCAACCACGACGGACACGGUCUCAGUGCUCCCCCGACUCGCCCAGAGGGCCCGAUGACAUCCCACGGGCCCCCGCGGUCGCGGCCAAUGUCCAUCAUCUCCUUCGACAACUGGUCCUCGCCGACUGGGAGAAUGAGCCGGCUGUCCCGCCGGUUCUCGGUCUUCUCUUCUCGGAACAAGCUCAAUCGCUCCAAGGAAGCUAGCAUAUCUUCGCCAAAUCUGAUCGGUUCCUCGACUCAGUACGAAUAA